AUGAACCUCUUCUCCGACGACGAAAGCGGCAGCGACAGCGGCGAGAGAAAGACGCAGCUGACUAUCAACCAGCACUAUGCCAAAGCGUUCGAGUAUAGGAAGGAGCGCGAGGAGCUUGAGCGGUUAAAAGCCAAAUACGGCUCCGACUACGCCUCCUCCUCCUCCUCCUCUAACUCCUCCUCCUCAUCGGACUCGGACUCAACAGACUCAGAAAGCGCCGAAUCAGAAGACGAACACGGCGAAGAACUGACACCCGCCGUGGACGCUGCGAUCCUGCGCACGCUCGCGCGGAUCAGGAAGCGCGAUCCGGGGAUAUAUGAUUCGAGCCGGAGUAUUUUUGGAGAGGAACGCGAACGACUAGCGGCCAAAACGCCCGCUCUGCUCAAUGAGCAAUCUAAAUCCAAAAGCAAGCCCUCAAAACCACUAACAAUCCGCCAAGUCAACCUCGCCUCACUCAUCAACGCCUCCCGCUCCCCUUCUCCUUCUCCCUCCGCUGACCCCCGUCCCCACCACUCACACUCCACCUCCACAGACCAACCAGAACCACAACCGCUCACACACGUACAAGAACAAGAAGCGCUACGGCGCGCUACGAUCGCUGCAUUCCACAGCGCCGUGCCCGGUCCACUUGAUGGAGAUGAUGCUGAGGACGAUGGGGAUGGGGAGGAUGACUUUUUGAUACCCCGUGAAAAGACGCUGGAUGAGAGGGAGAGGGAGGAGAGGGAGUAUCGGGCGUUUUUGGAGCGGGAGGUGGGGGUUGAUUUGAGGGAGCUUGUUGGUGUUGGUGUUGAUCGCGCGCAUGAGGAUGAGGGUGGGGAGGAGGAGGGGGAGGAGGGUGCGGACGAGGGUGCGGACGAGGGGGAGAAGAAGAAGAAGAAGAAGGAGAAGAAGAGCAAAAAGUCUGCGUCGGAGGGUGGAGCUGAGUCAUCGUCGAAACAGAAAAAGAAGGAAAAGAAAAAGGAAAAGGAAAUGAAAAAGAAAAAGUCAAAGGAGGAGGAGGACCAGGAGUUUCUUAUGAAUUACAUCCUGAACCGCGGAUGGAUCGACCAUUCAAAGGGACAUGUGCCGACGUAUAAAGAGGUGACGGAGGCUACGUCUGAUAAACGCGACAAAAAAUCGAAAUCGAAAAAGAAGAAGAAGGAGAAGGAGAAGGAGAAGAAAUCUGAAGGGGAUGGGGACGUCUCUUCCGAAAACGAAAACGAAAGCGAAAACGAAAACACCAACGAAAACGGCGCCGCCACCGACGCCGAAGAAGAAGAAAACGACCCCGGCCUCCUCUCCGACACCUCCUUCGACUCGCUCGCCUCCCUCUUCGAAGCGUCCUACAACCACCGCUUCGAAGAGCCCGGCGCAUCCUCCAUCCCCACGUACCCACGCACACUGCCCACCCUCGCACGGCGGGAGGAGUCCAAGCGCAAAGAGGCGAGAGAGCGGAGGAAGGCAAGGAAGAAGGAGGAGGUGGAGAGGAGGAGGGAGGAGGUGAGGCGGUUGAAGGCGUUGAAGAUGAGGGAGGUGAGGAGGAAGUUGGAGGUUGUUGGGCGGAUGGGGGGGUUGAAGGUUAAGGCGAAGAAGGAGGGAGAAGGAGAGGGAGAGGAGGGAGAGGGAGAUUUUGUGGAUGAGGCGCUGCGCGAGCUUGAUUUGGAGGGAGAGUGGGAUCCGGAGAAGCAUGAUAGGCAGAUGGCGGGCUUGUUUGAUCGUGCGGAUGAUGCGUUUGUCGAUGACGGCGCAGGCGGUGAUGGGGAUGGGGAGGGGGAUGGGGAUGAGGAUGUGAGAUACGACGCGGAUGGUAAGCCUAUUUGGGACGACGAUAUUGAUAUUGGGGAUAUACACGUCUCGGACGACGAUGCUGUCUAUGCGCCCCCGCCCAAGCUAAGUAAGAAGGAGCAGAAGGAGGAGAAAAAGAAGAAGAAGAAAAAGAAAAAGAAUGGUGCGGAGGAUGAGGAGGGGGGAGUGGACGUGGAUAUGAUGGACGCGGAUGUGCAGCGCGCGUAUGAUCCUGAUGAGGAGUGGGAUGGGACGGAGGAGAUGAGGAAGCGCAAGCUUGAUGAGUAUAUGGAGGAGAUUUAUGCGUUGGAUUUUAAUGAUUUGGCCGGCGGCCUACCCACCCGCUUCAAAUACGUACCGGUGCCUAAACAAUCCUACGCACUGACACCCGCCGAAAUCCUCAUGGCGACCGACCAAGAGCUGAACGAGUACAUGAGCGUCAAGAAAUACGCGCCGUACCGGCUGGAUAGGGGGAAGGACGCGGAGAGGGCGAGGUAUAGUCGGAGGGCGCAGGAGAAGUUGAGGGAGUUGAAGGUGAGGGUUGGGGAGAGGGCUGGUGCGGGGGUGGGGGUUGGUGGGUGGGGUGCGAUGGGUGGGAAUGGGUGGGGUGGAGGGGAUGCAGGGUGGGAGGGGAAGAGGGGUGCGGGUGCUGGUGGAGGGGAGGGUGAGAAGGUGAAGAAGAGGAAGGGGAAGAAGGAGAGGAUGAAGGCUAAGGCUGCUGCUGGUGCCGGUGCUGGUGGGGAUGAGGGCAAUGACGAGGGUGGUGAAGCCAACGUUGAGCAGGAACAGCAACAACAGCAUGGAGAGUUAGAGACGAAGAGCAAAAGCAAGAAGGACAAGGAUAAGACACAGAAGGACAAGUCAAAGUCCACUUCGACACCCGCUCCCACUACAAGCACAAGCACAAGCACAAGCACAGGACACAAACGUAAGCGCGAAACCGACAACAACAACGACGACGACGACGACGCGCCUGUGCCCGGCUCCGUCGACGCAGCAGCGGCACCGGUGGGAGGAGGGAAGAAGAAGCGGAAGAGGCGGCAUAAGAAGGCGGAGGUGGAGGGCGCGGUGCAGGUGGAAGUGGACGCGUGA
Messenger RNA from Psilocybe cubensis, 2856 nucleotides. RefSeq lists its product as uncharacterized. The transcript has 6 exons. Gene Ontology annotation, cellular component: 90S preribosome; nucleolus. The record is from RefSeq and is a predicted model, not a curated record. Gene Ontology annotation, biological process: endonucleolytic cleavage in ITS1 to separate SSU-rRNA from 5.8S rRNA and LSU-rRNA from tricistronic rRNA transcript (SSU-rRNA, 5.8S rRNA, LSU-rRNA). Bases 1 to 2856 code for a protein of 951 amino acids. NCBI's taxonomy places the organism in Eukaryota, Fungi, Basidiomycota, Agaricomycetes, Agaricales, Agrocybaceae.